This is a messenger RNA of Eremomyces bilateralis CBS 781.70, 1881 nucleotides long. RefSeq lists its product as uncharacterized. The record is from RefSeq and is a predicted model, not a curated record. Lineage: Eukaryota; Fungi; Ascomycota; Dothideomycetes; Eremomycetales; Eremomycetaceae. Gene Ontology annotation, biological process: regulation of DNA-templated transcription. The transcript is spliced from 5 exons. Gene Ontology annotation, molecular function: DNA-binding transcription factor activity, RNA polymerase II-specific; zinc ion binding. The coding region runs from base 1 to 1881 and encodes 626 amino acids.
AUGUCUCAGUCUUCGACCGAUCGAGAGGGAAAGGAUGGUUUGAAUCCACCUACAAGCCCGUCUCUCAGCGAUCAAAAAUUAAAUCCCAAGAAACGUCCUAGCACCGACCCGAUCGACUAUCCAAGGCGGCGGGCAACUAUCGCGUGCGAAAUAUGCCGAUCAAGGAAGUCCCGCUGCGACGGACAACGCCCAAAAUGUCGACUGUGCACCGAACUCAACGCAGAAUGUGUGUACCGUGAACCUGGGAUCAAAUUGGACGCUGGCGACAAGUUGAUCCUCGAGCAUUUAAACCGAAUUGAAGGCAUGCUGCAAUCGAACCUGAGGGCUCGAGCAAACAGUUUCAGCGUCGCCCCGUCACUAUCACCACCUUUGACCAACGGAGCCACGGUCGCAGAGGAAUCCGGACAUCGACGACCAAGCACGAUGUCGAAUUUCGGUGUUGCCUCUGGGAAUGGAGCGAAGACGUUCAACAGUACGACGUCGAACAUCUCGACCAUGCCCAAGACGCAUACCACCCCCGCCCUCAAUCUAUUACAGUGGCCCAUGAUUCGCGACCUAGUCUCCCGUCCAUAUGACCCCCAAGUCCUCCUACAGUUAGAAAUGUCCCGAGAGCCGCUUCAUUUACCACCAGUGCACACCAUCGACCUUGCCGGCUCCGCGAACUAUAUUCGCGCAUUCUUCGAACGGGUCAAUGUGUGGUACGCGUGCGUCAAUCCUUUCAGCUGGACAAGACUUCAUCACGCUGCACUUUCUCAAGGCUUCCAAGAAGGACCAGAGAGCUGCAUCGUGCUACUUGUCUUAGCACUCGGCUGUGCAGAGUGCGCUGGCAGCAUGUCGCGCCAGCCGCUUGACCGGGACCCUCCAGGGAUCCAGUACUUCGCGGCAGCAUGGGCUUUGCUUCCAAGUAUGAUGAUUCGCAAUAACAUUAUGGCUGCACAAUGCCAUAUCCUCGCGUCCGCUUACCUUUUCUACGUCGUCCGACCGUUGGAAGCCUGGAAUUUGCUUACCAAUACGAGCAUGAAGUUACAACUUCUGCUCAGUGGUUCGCGACUCCCCCAACACGCCAAAGUUCUGACUGAAAGAGUGUAUUGGAACACACUGCUCUUCGAAAGCGAUCUCCUCGCAGAACUCGACCUUCCGCAUUCGGGGAUCGUUCAAUUUGAAGAGACCGUUGGACUCCCUGGCGGAUUUGAGGACGAAGGCGACGAACCAGUUGGCAAAGACGAGCUAUGGUACUUCCUGGCGCAAAUUGCUUUGCGUCGAUUGCUCAACCGCGUGAGCCACUUGAUCUACGCGCGAUCAUCGGCAACGAAGAGCCCAUCUUCCCUCGACGCAGUCGUUGCAGAGCUGGAUUUCCAGCUCACGCAAUGGUAUGAUGGGCUGCCUCCCGCCGUGCGGUUCCCACAAGGCAUGAAUCCUGGAAUGGCAACGGCUGCACCAGUUCAGACCGUACUAAGGUUACGAUAUUAUGCCUGUCGAACGAUUAUUUUCCGACCGUACAUUCAGGCUGUCUUGAACGACGAAUCAGCAGCGAUCGACCCAUCUGUCCAGGAUAAUUGCCGGAAGUGCCUGGAGGCGUGCAUCAGGCAGCUCGAGCACAUCACAGCACAUCACGCUGGCCACCUUCCGUACUUGUGGCAAGGGGCCCUCUCCAUCGUUUCCCAGGCUCUGUUGAUCAUGGGAGCCACAAUGUCACCUUCACUUUCCGCACUUUUGCCCCCACCGGACCAAAUGGACGUCAUGAUCGAGGAAGUCAUCCGCGAAAUCGAAAGAUAUGCCGCCCUUGCUCCGAGCAUUCGACUUUCUGCAGAAAUUGUCCGAGAGGCCGAGAACCGACGACGCGUAUUUUUGCGGUCACCAUCGGCGCCCUACAAGGUCUGA